CAUGCAGCCAUUCAGCCAUUCAUAUAGUCACAUCUAGCUGAACACGUGAACCCCGUACAUGAUCCAGUAGCUCACGUGGGAAGAGCUAUCAGUCGCCAGAGCAGACCAAGCUGCCGACGACGGCAAACAUUUCGGAAGUCCGAUGUAAUUUUAUCAUGAACCGUGGGACUAUACAGCGCUUCAGCCCGCUAGACUCGGGAGCACCUUCUACCAUGUCUUCUAGAGCGGCAGAUGCGCUGGCAGAAGUGAAGCAGCUCUUGACACGAGCCAACUCUCAGUCCACUGCCGAAGCCCGCCGAAGAUUCUACGAGAAACUGAUAUCGAUUUGCGCCUACCCAUCUUAUGAAUGCAAGGCGUUCUUUGGGACCCUCGUGGCAAAGCAUUUUCGGGAAUUCGACGAUCUACAGGACAAGGCUAUUGAUGCGAUCCUGGAUUUGUGUGAGGAUGAAGAGGAGAAGGUCCGAAUCAUAGGCAUCAAAGGCCUCGGAGCGACCGCCAAGGCAGACUCGAGAUGGGUCCGAGGGAAUGCCGGAGUACUACUCCAGCUCCUAGAGUGUCCACCUCGGGAGCUCAGACUUAUUCACGAGCAAAUAUUCACUCUCCUCUCCAUCUCACCCAACGACGUCUUUGCAGUCGCGCUUGAUGAUAUUCGAGCUAAUGAGGAAACGGGCGCAUCGAGACAGAAUAUAAUCAACUUUCUAUCUCGGGAUGCCAAACCAAAACUGGACAGUCUACUUUCGGAAGGCGAUCAUCAAGAUGCAGAGGAGAUGCUACAAAAUGGAUUGGAAGACGUCUGUGCCACGGCCUCGGGGGAAGACAAAGAGGCCAUUUUGAAUCUCAUGGGAUCCCUGCCUAGGAUAUCUGGACCUCGCGCUUCGAGCUCAGCCGUGAGGAGAUUCGUCAAGUUCGUGACUCGGUCCGUCAAAGCUGGGUCAAGCGUAGACAAGACGGCGCCAAUCGUCAAGGUCUUUGCUGGCUUUGCCAAGCGUGCCCCAAGUGAUCUCGAUGCGGUGGAAGCUCUGGCCUUUCCAGCUGAUCAUGGGACCGCGAUGAUAUCGUUGAGUCUGGAGAAGAGGGAUGAGUCCGCGAUGACCAUACUGGAUAAGACGGUCAGGUGGAUCGCGUUGGCUGGAAAGUAUCUCGCUGGCAAAGACGGACAAGGAUUAGCAGCGGAUAUUGCAGAGGCAUAUCUGAGAGGGCUCAAGUAUUUUGCCCAGGAUCACCGCAGCUACUUUGAUCACGACGAGAGUUCCGCGAUCGAGAAGAUUUUGUACACGCUUUAUGAGCUUUUUCGUCUGAGAGACACACGUAAUAAGCUCAUACAAAAGGCCCAUGCCAACGCUCUAUUGGACUUAGCGGAUGACGCGAGGAGGAAGCAAAGGGAUAUAAGAGAUCCUGGGCAUAUUGUCCAGCUGGAAAGUGUAACGCAGCUGGCGAAACUCAUCGAAGAUGACCGUAGGUCUCUGCCUGUCACAUACACGCCGUCUUGGGUAGGCCUCCAUCGCGCUCAGCCUCCGUCAGACCCAACACUAUCGACUCAGCCUGACAAAACAUCAAGUGGUCGAAAUGAGUCUGCACUUUCGUCACAUGGAAGAGAUACGCCGAUCGAUGCUCCUGCAUCAGUCGUUCCAAUUGUCGGAUCUCAGUCAUCUCCAGCCCCGACAAAGCUCGAGCCCCCCAAAGUGGUGCCAAGAGCACGGGCAGAGCAAUUCGGCGCCUCAAAAUCGAACGUGCCAGAACUGCCGCAAGCUGUACCAUUGACGGCAGCUGCGCCGGCCGAGCAGCAACCCAAAACGACUACGGAUAUCAAGCCCGCCAGUAAAGGAAGUCAAAGAGGUCAGGAACUCUUAUCUCGUCCGUCAUCCCUCGCCCCUGCGUCCUCAGAAGUGCCUGCUGAAGCUCCGGCCGCUUCCGGGUCAUCAAACCCACUGGUGCCACUCAGCAACCCAUUACCCUUAUUCCAGAGGACAAAGGGCGCUGCAGCUUCCAGAGACCGUUUCGAGAUCGCCUCUGGGGCAUCAUACCAUGGCACGGAGCUUUUACCUGGACUCGUUUCAUCUUCCGGAGUAGCCGAGCAAUCUCCCGCUGCGUCUCAGAGCCUUGAACCUCACGGCGUCGGUUUGGCCGCUCCAACACGUUCAUUGGCCGAUCGACUCAGUCUCCCACCGGCUAAAAGGGAGAGAGAGGAUGGCGCUGCUGCCUCUACACCAACCCACCGAUCACUCUUGGACCGAAUGAGUAGCUCGGCGUCAACAAAAUCACCGAUCGACGAAUCACGCGCGCCGAAGCGUGCGAAAGCGAACACAGAAUCUCCUGUACCAUCGGCCAGUACCUCACGUUCACUGCUGAGCCGCAUGUCGCAAAACGACAUGACUCCGACAUCAAGUGUCUCAUCAACUCUUCCGGCAAAACCAUCAUUAAGCAUUCGUCGUGAUCCUGAGACGAAAGUCACUCUAGGUCUUUGCCAACCCCUGGCGCAACGGAAUCAACCGAGUCGAAAUCGCCGACGGACCCACAGCUGCCUGUGCAAACCCAGUCUUCAGGCUUGAGCAUCCGUAAUCGCGCUCAAGUGCAGCCGACGCAAUCCACACCUUUGCAUGAUGCUUCCGCAGCGCCCGCACCCCCGACAUUUAGUAUCCGGUCAGCAUCCCACGGUGACAGCAACGGUACAGAUUCAACGGGCCGGAUCAGAUACAAAGGUCGGGGGUUCCAACCGAAAGAGGAUGAUGGGGAUAUCCUCAUGGCUCCGGUCGAGGUUCA
Messenger RNA from Kockovaella imperatae, 2760 nucleotides. RefSeq lists its product as hypothetical. Gene Ontology annotation, cellular component: nucleus. Gene Ontology annotation, biological process: negative regulation of apoptotic process. Bases 156 to 2549 code for a protein of 797 amino acids. The transcript has 9 exons. The record is from RefSeq and is a predicted model, not a curated record. Lineage: Eukaryota; Fungi; Basidiomycota; Tremellomycetes; Tremellales; Cuniculitremaceae. Gene Ontology annotation, molecular function: RNA binding.